This is a messenger RNA of Athene cunicularia (burrowing owl), 2826 nucleotides long. RefSeq names its product WD repeat domain 63 (gene DNAI3). NCBI's taxonomy places the organism in Eukaryota, Metazoa, Chordata, Aves, Strigiformes, Strigidae. Gene Ontology annotation, molecular function: dynein heavy chain binding; dynein light chain binding. Bases 1 to 2601 code for a protein of 866 amino acids. The transcript has 21 exons. Gene Ontology annotation, biological process: inner dynein arm assembly; cilium movement involved in cell motility. Gene Ontology annotation, cellular component: inner dynein arm. The record is from RefSeq and is a predicted model, not a curated record.
AUGGUGCAUUCCACUGUCUGUUUAAAGUUUAUUAAUGAUCUGUAUCUUUCUCCAAAGAAAUCUGAAAAAAUGCCAGAAAAUCUCAUAUCCGGCAAGACCUCCUCGAAAGGUCCAAAAACCUCAGCAAAGAAACAGAAAGGUGAAAACAAGGCUAAGGAGUCCUCCAAGGGAAAACGAACACAGCUUGGUAAAAAAGAUGAAGUUGAUCUUUCUAUGGCUAGUAUAGGCCACCCAGAAAUCUUUCCUUUAGUUUUCACUACAAAGACCCAAGAAAUUUUUAACUGCCGAGUUGAUGAAGAUGUCACAGAAGAAAAUUGUUUCAAACUUAUUAAAAAAGAGGACAUCAUUCAAGACCUGAAAACAAGAGCUGCAAUUUCUGAUUUCCACCCUGUCAAAAAAGUUGUGCUAGAAUAUCCAGGGGAAGAAAUUUUGGUAGUUUUUGAUGCAAAGUUCCAAUACGGACAGAACUUUUACUUUGUUGCUUCUGAGGAAGCCAAGGAAAACCUUCUGAAGCCUCCAGAAACUGCAGAAGACAAAGAAGAAAAAGAAGAAGAAAAUAGAGAGGAAACUCUGGAAGUCCAUCCUUAUAAACCUCCUGUCCACAAACCUUGGGUUUCUCUUGGCAGUGAAAAGGAAAUUGAAGAAGAAUCUGUUAAAGACACUGUUACAGAGAUUAAGUAUGUAAUUUCUCAAGGACACAGAAAGUUUGGUGCACCGAUUACAUUUACUGAUAAGAAUGCUUCACAUGUAAAAGACAGUUACAUUGAAUGCACCUCCUAUCAAGACAAAACUUUUAGCAUUAAAAUGCUUGAAAAAGAUGUAGGUGUACAAAUGGUUCCAAAAGUAAGAGAAGCUAGUACUCAGACAAAAUGGACCUACCCAAAAAAUGCAGCCACACAGUAUUUUCCUCAAGAGUUAUCAAAUAAAGAGAGAGAAGAGAGUCUGUCAUCGGAAAAGCUGAAAGAAUUUCUUAAAUCAGUACACUUAAGAAUGGAAAUUGCAUUGCAGCAAAAUGAAAUUAUGAAUGCUUUUUUUGAUGACUGGGAGGCCCUAGCAGAAGAUGAAAGCAAUUCUGGUAGCAAGCCAGAUGUUUAUCUUAAAGCAUACCAAUCAUUUACAGAUCUGCGCUAUCUCAAGGACAGAACUAUUAGCUGCGUUUGCUGGCAUCCAACCAUUUAUGGGAUUAUAGCAGUGUCAGCAAAAGAGCAGCUUUCUUUUGAAGAGCAAGUUAACCUUUCUGAUAAAUCAUUGAUGCAGCAGCCAGUAAUACUUUUUUUGAGUUUUUCUGACCCUAUCCACCCUCAGUUAAUGUUGGAGUGUCCUGAAGACAUUUACUGCUUUCAGUUCUGUCCAAGUGAUCCGAAUAUCAUUGCUGGUGGCUGCAUCAAUGGACAGAUUCUAUUGUGGGAUAUUUCUCAACAUGAAGAAAAGCUGCAAAAUGCACAAACUGAUGCUGAUGGAAUCAAGGUAACAUCUGUUAAUAUGGUAGAUGUUUUCAUUCUAAAUACAUUGCAUUACAUAUAUAUGUCUGACAACCGAAUUGAUGCUACUUUUGAAAACAGAGAUGAAAUUUGUGUGCAGCUUGUAACCUGCUCCUCUGAUUGCUCAGUACUAUUUUGGGGUAUUCCAGCCACCAAACUUCCUGAACAACCUUCAUCUGAGAAAGUAAGAGAGAAGGACAUUUUUUAUAUGCCCUCUGAUGUUCCAGAUACUUCUAAGCAUCCAGAUCUUUGCUGGAAACCUCUCAUAAAGAUACAUCUGCGUGAAAGUGAUCCUAACACAGAGUAUGGCCCUGUCAGAAUUAGUUUAAGGGAACUGCAUUAUCAUUGCAAAACCUCAGAGAACGUGCAAUCUCUGAACCCCCUAGAAGUACCCACCAAAGACAGCCUGUAUACAAAGAGGACUACUUCAAGCAAAAAUCUGAAACUGGUAGAGAGCAUCUCCACUGAUGUUUUUGUUGGAACUGAAGAUGGAGAAAUUGUUUAUUCUAACUGGAAUAUGGAAAUUGAUAGUGACUCAGCAAAACCAGUUAGUCAGAAGCACACUGAGAAAUACAUCACCCACACUGAAACUAUCAAUGCUCUCCAGAGAUCUCCAUUUUUUAAAGACAUCAUUCUAAGCAUUGGAGGAAGGAAUUUUGCCAUUUGGAAAGAAGGGGUUACAUAUGGACCAAUCCUUCAGUCAAGCUGCUCUGCAGGAAGAUAUACUACAGGACACUGGUCCUUAACAAGACCAGGAGUCUUCUUCAUUGGCAGAGAUGAUGGAAAUAUAGAUAUUUGGGACUUACUGAAGAAAUCUCACGAGCCAUCUCAUUUCCAGAACAUCUCCAAAUCAAUGAUCACUUUCAUCAGCCCCUGGAUUGCCUCACCAAAGCAGCAUUUCUUAGCUGUUUCUGAUGAUCUUGGAGUACUGCAUGUUUUGGAAAUCUGUCAGAAACGAAGUCACCCUUCAAGGAAUGAGCAUGCCAAUGUACUUGAUUAUUUUGAAAGAGAAGUCAAAUAUCUGAAGUAUCGUGAACAAGAGUUUCAAGAGUAUCAAGACCUUCAAGCCAAAACAGAAUUGAAACGGAGCUGGAGGCACAGAGAGAGAAAACAAGUAUGACUACUCUACAGAAAAUAAAAGGGAUGGAGGAGCAAGAACAUGGAGACUCUAUUGUUUCUGGACCUGAAGAAGCAGAUGCUAAUGGAUUUAGGACUAGUAAAGUGACAAAAAAUACUUUCCUCGUCAGAUGCUUAGAGCCCAUUAUCACCUUUAGAACAAGCAAGCUUAUUUCGGGACCUCUUUAUCUCAGCAGAACAUGUUUAGCUUCAGAAACAAAGCAUCGUG